CCUUCGCGUCAGUAUCGUCGUGGAUUCUGAACCGGCGUGAGCCUUCCUUUCGUACGACCGGACCGAAGCCGGCGUGCUUCAGCCAACGGGGACAGGACCGCGCUUCACAUCCAGUCCAGUGGCCUGGAAGGAAUGGUUGAAUCUCCACUACACAACGUCUCAUGUUCACACGGACGACGACCCCGGAGACGCAUUUAAUUGGAAAGUGCAAUGGUACGCCAUGUGAUAACCCCCUCCCUGAUCAGGGAAGUGAUUAAUUAAAAAGUGUGUCCGUGUGUCCGUGUGUGUGUGCAAUAUAAACCGAAAGCUCAAUCAUAUGUGGAGUGUGCAGGCGUGUGUUUGUGUGCUGUUUUGUUCGUUAAAGAUGCCUGCCCUGAAGUGCAGCUUGGGGUGAAUUCGAAACGGUCCGGGGCGGGGAAGGGUACAGGAAGCCAGGGUGGGUGUAUUGGCUUCACGCGAUAUCCAGUUACGGUGUGUGAUUGUGCUACUGACCCAAGAGGCCUGCGAGCAGUAGGUUGGUUUGAUAGCGAUGAGUGUACCGAGCAAUCCGAGUGAAGUGAAACGAGAACAUCUGCUAGUGACAGUUCUGGAUAAAUCAAACAUUUACCUGGUUUCGCUUGGUUCAGGUCCACGAAUCUGACCUUUUGCUGUUGCAGCGUUACAGAAUAGUUCGCCCCGUGUUCGCAAGCUGGCACAUACCGGCGCCUGAAAGUUAUACUACACGCCGCACACGAAAUUCGAUCGAACCGGCGAUGGAAAGCCGAUCCGUGUGGCAAGCGUUGGAAAAUGACUCAACAACGUUGCGAGCGGGCGUUGCGAUGGCGUAGCACAUCGUUACCAUGUCAGAAAGCUUAUCCUCCCCUCUAAGGUAGUGGAUUUACAAUUAAAGAACGAUUAGUGUACGAAUGAUCCGGCUGGAAGAGAAGAAAUGAGUCGCAAAACGAUGGGCGAAAGUGUGUGAUUAAGUCGUUGUGGAAGGCACCGUCACCCGGUGGCCCACUCGGUCGGUGAGGUCGUGUGUGUGUGUGUGCGUGAGGGUAACCGGGUGUGUGAAAAAUGAUUCCGCGUCACAUUAUUUGAUCGACCAGCGCCAGACAGGACCACGAUGGCAACAUCAGGCAGUGGUGGAUGGCAGUGAAUUGACCGUCAAACGUGUGUGUGUGUGUGUAUGUGUGCGUUUUAGUGAGGCCCGUAGGCGCAGUAGGGGCAAACGAGGGGGGGGGGGCCUGGACGGAAUUUCUACACGGCAACGGUAAACGGACGAGGCAGAAAUCGUGAAUUCGCUGGGUGCCUGCGUGCGUGGGGAUCCACCCGGUGGCCCGCCAGACGCCACCAUGGACGAGGUGCCGCCGCGGAAGAGUUCGCUGAGCAUUGACCGGGCCGCCUUUCUGCUGCUGCGCGUCAAGAAGGCGUUCAAGAAGAAGCGCCAGCAGCGGAAGGACAAACUGACCCUUCAAAAUGUCGGUGAACCCCUCGGAGGAGCACGUCCUAUUUCCGGCGGUCGGACGGCCGAAAAGAAGGCGCGGCUAUCCCGUUCACUCACCUUACCCCUGUUCAACUUCCCCGGUGCAGGUGCAUUCAGCAAGGUGCAGCCACCGGACAACCCAAUCUGCUUCAAGGCAUCGUCCAACAAUUUCCUGUACGAGUCGAAGCUUGCGACCAGCACAACCCCGAUAAGCAGUAGCCCGAAGAUCCUGUUGACGGCCGACGACAAUACGUUCGACUAUCGGCGCAAGUCGUCCGGCGGUAGCAGUAUCUUCGCGGCCGGAAGCUCCGUAGUCGGACCGGCCGAACCGCACAUCUACGAGUUCGACGAGAAGCGCUCGAGCGGAGAUGGUUCGGUUGUUAUCAGUAUCACCUCCCCCGGGAUGUAUCCGGCCAUACCGACGUCAAAAUCGUUCGGCAUAUCGUCGUUCAACUUUGUCAAUUUUAACAAUGCCGCCAACAGUGGCGGUAGCACCACGCCCCUGUUUGGCAACAGCCUGGCCAGUACGCUGGCCGCCGGUGGAUGUGGCCCAGGUCAGGGCGGUAAGCGGGGCAGCGAUGUUUCCGUUACCGGCAGCGGGGGCAGCGGAAGCGGUGGGUCGGCCCAGAUGAUUAGCAAUAGCACGAACAGUGCCAUCUAUCGGCUCGCCCGGAUCAUCAACCAGACAACGAAAACCAGCACUAACUGCCUGCAGCACACGGUCAACGAUGAUAGCGCGCGUCGUCUGUCGUGGGAACGGCGGGACAAAACCAACAAGCCAAUACCGCGGUCGUCCAGUAUCGAUUCGAUGGUGGACGCCGUCUGGAGCGAAUUCCCACCGAGCGUACCGGGCAGUGCGCGGAACUCCGUCUCCACCCAGAUACCCUCCAACCUGAACAUCUUCCUCGGGUCGAACCGGCGGGAAAGCAUGCUCAGCCCAUCGUCCAACCGGCGGUCGAAGCAGCAGCGUGGCAUUUCCGAGAUCAGCCUCCCGGAGCUGGUCACCCGGUCACUCUCCAACCUCGAGCUGCCCAGCUGCCGCCUGCCCUGUCCCAACCUUAUACCACGCCCGGCCGAGGUACCGACCACACCGGAGCACAAAUCGACCGCCAGCUCCAGCUGCUCGCUGUCCACGCUCGAAACGCAAACGGCGACCGCCGGGGCAUCGGUCCAGUCGUUGCCGAUCGCGAUCGCCACCGGCGCCACCAGCAGCACCGUCUCGCUGACGUACGAAGAUGAGCUGUCCCCCGGUGGCUCGGGACGCAGAAAAACCAAACACUCUCCGCUCGGGUCCCUGCUGGCUGCGGUCACCUCGCCCGUGCUGAGCCGCAUCUCGAGCGCCAGCUCGCCGAACCUGUCCAGCAACGGUUCCACCUUAUCGUCCCCGUCCGGCAGCCGGAUGGAGUAUCUACUGCCCCACCAGCAGCAUCCGCCCGGUGCAGGGGUGCAGGGUGCGGGACCCAUUCCCUCCCAACAGAAGCACCAGCAGCAGCAGCAGCAGCAGCAAUCGGUACUGCUGCCCAAGCACGCCACCGCACGGCAACAUUCGCCGAAGAUUGUGAAGAAAACGCGCCACCUGUCCACCAGCUCGGCCGACGAGCCGGACGCGUGCGACAGGAAGGCGGCUGUUGGUGGCGGCGGCGGCAAACUGCCCUCGAGCCGUCACGUGGAGGCGGAAAGAAAUGCGCGCAACGCACAGCAUUUGCUGCUGCGCGCGAACCGACUCACCGUGAGCGAUAAUCAUAAUUUAAGCAACAGCGGAAGUGGCAACACGGCCGGUGCCAUCAUCACACCACCCACCACGACGAACUCGGUCGAUGUGCUGGCGGUUCACAAUGCGAAAAGCGUUUCCCCGCUACCAUCGUACACGCAGCAGCAGCAGCAGCAGCAGCAGCAACAACAGUCGGCAGCAGCACCACCGUCCUACUGGAAGCAGAAGAAGCUCCCGACCAAGAAGCAGCACAAGCAGCUGCAGGCGCAACUAGACAAGCUGACCCAAAUUAACAUCCAUCUGCAUGCACUCUUCUCCGCCGUCGAACAUGGCCACCUGGAAAAGGCACGCACCAUCCUGGAAAGCACGGACGUGGACGUGAACAGUCUCAACAGCGACGGACUCACGCCGCUGGACGUGGCCGUGCUCAGCAACAAUCGUUCGAUGACGAAAAUGUUGCUGCAGCAGGGUGCCAUCGAAAAUGCACACUCGGUGCACGCGGCCAACAGCAACAUGGGACUGCAUCUGAACAAUCUGCUCUGCGAUGCCGAAGCGACCGUGCACGAGCUCGGGAACUUUGACGGCAGCCAGGCGGGCGGACUGGCCGGCAGCGAGCGGACCGGCACCGGGACCAAUGCAGGCAAAACCACCUUCUCCAACAUCAUCGGUAGCAGCGGCCCCUCGGUGACGAGCUGCACCGGGAGCGAAAUCGACAAGCAGGUGGGGCUGUGGGAGCGCCGCGUCAAGGGCCUGCGGCGGAUGAUACUCGGCUGGGAGCAAACGAAACCGCCCGAUGUGCCGAACCGGAUCGACAUCGACGUGACCGGGUGCAGUGCGGUUAGCUUGCGGUUGUACGAACCGCUCGAAGGUGCCAUAACUACCAAAUUCAAAGUGCAAUGGUCAUCCCGGUCGGACUUUAGCAACGUGGUGGGCGAGCGCGAAAUCAGCGAAUGGUGCAGCUUCCACGGGUGCAUGGGUGCGGUCUGCAAUCUGAACGAGCUGAUCCAGGGCCGGCGCUACUUCUUCCGCGCCUGUGCCGGCAACGUCAAGGGCUGGGGACCGUACAAACUAUCCGUCCCGAACUGUGUCGUACCGUCGAGCUGGCGUGACGUCGAGAGCCGAGACAAUCGAUUCGCGGGCAAACAGCGCAAUCUGGACGAGCUGUUCAACGCGGUCCGGUUGGCCCGGCCCGAGGAUGCGUCCGAGAUUGCGCUGGACGGUGGGCAGCAGCAGAAGCGGGCGACCAAGAAGAAAACCACCAUCAAGCAGCUGUUUUCGGCAGCGUCCAAGUUUCAGAAGAAUCUCAAACGGGGCAUCUAUUUGGCUUGCGUCCUGUACCACGAGGAUAAGCUAUUGCUCACCAACGAAGACUUCGUGCCGGUAAUUGAGAUUGAUGAAACCUUCACCAGCAAUCUGCACACCGAUUUCUACUGGCUGAUGAAGGUGGCCUGCACGUGGGACGACGUGAAGCUGCUGCGAAUGGACAUGGAACGGAACGCGUCGUCGGCGAUCCACUUCCGCACGAAGCUGCUGUCGGCCGCCUGUCAGAUGCAAUCGGCUCUCUCCAUUACCGAUCUGGGGCAACUGUUCUAUCGCCCGUUACGAGACGUCCACGGCACGGUGGUACUGUCCUGUGUAAACUGUAUUAAGAGCCCUAAAGCGGUAUCGGUGCUCAACUCCCGAUGGAUACCGCUGAACAAAAUCCACAAAAAGCUCGCCCUCUCGACGGAGGAGAGCAGCAUCAACGAAAUUCUAAUGAACUCCAUCCAGGAACAGAUCAACUACCACCAGGUGUCGAACAUCAGGCUGUCGAGGGGCCUGUACGUCGGCUACCUCAAGAUGCAAAGCUCGGUGGACGUCAUCCAGGUGGUGGUCCCGGUGAAGGCACCGAACGUUCUUCCGCACUGUAAAAUACGCGACAAUCCGCACGUGUCGGCCGAGGAAUGGGAACUGAUCAAGCAGCACAAACCCUCCACCAUACUGGAGUUCCGGCCGAAGCAUCAGGGCCCGAGCGAGGUGCAGCUCCACUUUCUCGAGAUGCUCACGAAAGCCGUCCACAAUCUGUUCCAGUACAUGGACAUCCCGGUCGAUGUGGCGGUCGCCCAUCGGCUGUACGACGUCGAGGUGAUCGAGCUGAACGCGGACGUGAGCUUCCUGAUCAUUUGCCCGCCGGCGGAAAGUAGCUGCGCCGUGCCGGGGCAGAAGGAAAGCUUGCUGCAGCGCGGCGACCUCUUCUCGAUGCCGAUCCAGGCGUUCGAGAUGAUCCAUCUGAAGACGUACCAGGGCAGCAUCAUACAGAAGUACUCGCGGCUGUCCUGCAUCCUCGAGCUGGACACGAUGCUGGCGAACCAUCUGCACCGGGAGGCGUUCAGCAGCUCGGAGCUGCAGAAGGCGAAGGAUCGGCUGGCGAAGCUGCAGGAGCUGUCGGGCGGGCUGAACACCAUCUGGAAGGGCGUGCGCUGGCUGAUGGAUGUGAUCGGGUAUGCGCGCGACCGGGCCAACAUGCCCGAGCUGAACAUGAAGCAAAUACUGGACUACAAGGCGGCGUACUUUGGCAAGCUGCCGAAGCAUCAGCACCAGCAGCAGGGCAGUGACGAUCAGAAGAAGAAGGGUGGCAGCGAAACGCAACUGCUCCAUCCGCCCGGCACCGCGCCGAACAGCUUCCACAAGAGCAGCCCAGGCAGGGGGUCGUGGCCGGGCCCGGCCGUCGAGAACACGCUCGGCCACAACGGACUGCUGGACGCGGAGCACUCCAAGUCCGAGCAACUGCUGAAGUACAACAGCGCCCGGUUUCUGAACGUUAGCCAGGCGGGCUCGCGCAAAAACAGUGCCGACUCGAACUCGGUCGCGACGCACAGCAGCUACUACUCGGUGACGGGCGUCGAGCCGGAGAAGGAGUUUGUCGUGAUGCCUCGGUUGCCCCCGUCACGGUCGGAAGAUACGCUCAACAGCUCCCAUCUGCACCAUCAUCUGCACCACGGCCACCAUCAUCAUCAUGGUGGCGAGGGAGGUAAAGCGAUCGGUCCAGGUGGUGCGAUGGGAGGAGCCGGUGCCGGAGGAGGAGCCGGAGGAGGAACAGGUGGAGGAGCAGGUAAAAAACGGCCUCCUACCAUCUACUCCAGCUACUCGGCCACCUCCAGCCCGCUGUUGAACGUUCGCUCGCCGUUUCUAGUGCCGAUGGGACCCGCCAACGCCGCCCCCAGCAGUCCGGCCGGCAUUCUCGUCGCGAAAGUUCCACCGGUCGCGGUAGAAGAUAUUGAAAACUCCAAACAGCAGCCUCCCGUCCAGCAGACGGCGGCGACCAGUGCAGCAGCCGGGACGGGACAGCAGCCUUCGCUGACGACGGGCGGGGCCGUGCCGUUCAAACUGCUCACGAAGAAAUCGCGCGAUCAAGCACUGAAAGCGAUCAACUUCAUCGAACGGGAGCAGCAGCAGGAGAUGGAAAUAUUCGAAGAGACGAAACCCAUCCUCACGACCACGUACCUUAAGCCCACGCUAGCAGCGCUGCAAAACGAAGCCAAAUCCUCCUACCAGCAGCAACCGGACAGUGGUGCCGAACAAGCUCCCCGUGAGGCGACAGCCCAGCUUCCCCCGGUGCAACCACCGGAAGCGCUCACUCCCGCCGGAUCCGUUGCAAUCACCGUCGAACCAUCGGUACCACCCGCUACCGCCACCGAUCUCGAGCCCGAAUCAGGCGCAUCGGAAACACCACCCGGGACGGACGGAGCAGCGGCAGCGCCCACCGGUGGAGCUGCCGUCACGAACGCUACCAGCAUCCUGCAGGUGUAUGCGGCGUACGAAACGGGCCUACCGAGCGGGACGUCGCUAAAGCUGCGCGUAACGCCCAAAACGAGCGCCCGCGAAGUGAUCGAUCUGGUGGUGAAGCAGCUCAACAUGGCGGUGGUGCUGAAGGGCCGCGAAGGACCGAUCUACAGCUCGGAGCGGUUGGACAACUUCUGUCUGGUGGCCGUGAUAGGUGCCCGGGAGCGUUGCCUGCGGGACGAUUUUCGCCCGCUGCAGCUUCAAAACCCAUGGCGCAAGGGCCGGCUGUACGUGCGGCAGAAGCACGAUCUGCUGGCCGCUAUCGAGCAUUCCAACCGGGAUACGGCGGACAUUUAAAGGACGGAAGGGCAAACGGCGCCAUUGCUCGGACGUGUGUGAUAGUGCGAUUGACUAAGUUUUCCGAAUUUACAAUUCGUAUAGUUGUUGUUUUGAAAUUUUGUUACAAAAUUACCUUCCUCCACCCUCCCAUUUCCCCCUUGCGGUCAGUAGCUUUAGCCGCCGACAGGAAGCGACCGCGUGCGUGUGUGUGUGUCGGACUUGUUUGUAAAUUUGUUUGCACAGUUCUGUACAUUUUGUAAAACCCUAAUUAAUGUAGCGAUAGGAAACGGGAGAGAGGGGAUAGAGGUGGAAGGCAGGCAAAGGAAAUGCAUUGCAAGAAGGGCACGGCGCCUCUUUAGGACUAUUUUUAUCAACUUGACUAGCAGAAAAAGGGGAAGAGAACACGUGUUUUAGAAAUUGGAGGAAAAAAUCAAAAUAUUAAAAACGUAGUGUAGUACCGUUUCAUCAGCUAAUACAAACAGAAGCAGAGGCAAAGGUGUUAAUUAGCAAACCACAUACCAAAAAAAAAAACAAACAAACCGAUAACGGCAGUUCCCCUUCCCUUGGGCGGUGCGGAAACGCGAGCUACGCGCAAACGCACGCGUGUUUGAAUGCGCCUCCAACGCUCUAGGACGCGCCUGACGCCGCGAUGUUGGAAUGGUUUUCCCGAUCAAAUAGAUGGAAAAC
Messenger RNA from Anopheles merus, 7964 nucleotides. RefSeq lists its product as uncharacterized. The record is from RefSeq and is a predicted model, not a curated record. NCBI's taxonomy places the organism in Eukaryota, Metazoa, Arthropoda, Insecta, Diptera, Culicidae. The transcript has 18 exons. The coding region runs from base 1335 to 7295 and encodes 1986 amino acids. Gene Ontology annotation, biological process: signal transduction; establishment of mitotic spindle orientation; regulation of establishment of bipolar cell polarity. Gene Ontology annotation, cellular component: spindle. Gene Ontology annotation, molecular function: protein binding.